ACAAUUAUCGUUGAUACCGUUCUCGUUACAUCGUAGUUUAAUAAAUACGAGAAACAAAUUCAUUUUUUCAAACCUUCUACGAACCGGAAGUUUCAUUCUUUUUGGAACACAAAUUUUGAGCUGGAAAAAUAAUCAAGAAAAAGUCCAAAAAUCGUGCCAAGAGAGAAUCUCCCUUUGAUAUCUUUUCGAUCGCGUAAAUCUGUUGUUGUUGUUGCGUGUCGCAAUGUCUUCGGAGUGUCCGGUGGUGCACCGCAAGUGCUCGGGCUGCCCCGCCCACGGUGAUCUUGGACGUUGGUACGAGUGCGUUGUUUGCGGCUCUCAGAUGACCGUCUGCGGAGCCUGUUUCGAUCAGGACAAGAAUCGCGUCAGCCCCAAGCACAAAUACUAUCAUCCCAUGCGUGCCUUCUACAAUAAGAAAAUGCUGGACAUCUACUUUGGCGGCGAGGAGUUGGUGAACGGCGAGGCGCCGCAGAGCUUCAAGUGUCCCUUCUGCGAUGAGCUGGGCUUCACCGCCGAGGAGCUGAUGGUCCAUGUGGAGAAGAAGCAUUCCACCCAUCCGGAUGCCAGUGCAUUGAUAAAAAUAUUGGAGACCAUGUGGAAUGCUGGCAUUGCUGGUGUUCGUGGUGGUGGGCAGGAUGCCAUGGAGCAGCAGCACUCGUGUGGUAUACAGGAUGUGGAAAAGUUAUCCACUGAGAUUCGCUGCCAGGAGAAGUCCCGCGGCGGACUGAGCUAUGAGGUCAUUCUGGCCGAACCGGCACCCAAUGUGGCCGUGCCCAAGCGUCCGGUCACCCCCGGCAAGAACGUCAGCGUCGAGGAGAUUGAGCAGAAGCUCAAGGCAGCCGAAGAACGUCGCAUUUCUCUGGAGGCCAAGAAGAUGGCUGAUAUCUCGAACAAGUUGGCCAAGGUAGAUGAGGCCACCCGCAAGAAGGAUGAGAUCACCAAUGAGUUCAUCACUCAGACCAAGGAGCAACUGGAGACCAAGAUGGAGUUGCAUGUGGAGAAGCGCGAGGCCAUCAUCAGUGACAUGAAGGAGAAGCUAAAGAUUCAUGCUCAGGAGAUUGAAAAGACGCGCGAGACUUUGGAGCAGCAGAAGGCCAAUGAGCAGAAGGCCAUCGAAGAGAAGCUUAAGAUUGCUCAGGCUUUGCGCGAUGAAAACAUUAAGAAGAUGCUCAAUCGUCUCAAGGAGCAUAACACUGUCAAAAUUGCCGAGAUUAAAUCACACCAAGAUCAAUUGGAAACACAAAAGAUAGAGGAGAAGGCGCGCAUUUAUGAGAAUAAAUUGUUCGCCGCCGAGCAGAACCGCGAAAAGGAGAUACAAAAGAAAAUCGAAAAAGUGCAAAAACUUGAGCGCCGUGCCGAGCUCGUGCGCCAGAACAAGGCCCAGACCCAGGAUAUGGAUGGGCAGCAGAAUGCCAUCGCCUCGUCGGGUUAGAGGGGCUGUGCAGGGCGUAGACCGUCAUUACUUACUGCAAAAAACAAAAAAAACAAAAAAAAACAAGAAUAGAGGGACACUACCACUACAACGGCAACACUACAUACACCAACAACACAAACACAACACAACAUAUUUAAGCGAAAACAAAAACAAAAGGCAGCAACAAAUUUGCUUCAAGACAAUUUCAAGUAUUAUAAACGACAUAGGAGGACGGGGCAGGGCAUAUCGAAUAUCUCAAGAUUCCGCUGAGCGAGAUGAGGCCCUAAAAAGAUAUAGCAACAACCAGCAACAUUUACUCACGAAACUUUUCAACAAAACACAAAGCAAAGCAAGGCAAAACCCCGAAAGAUAUAGCGGCAAAAUCAAUUUAAGCAUAAAAUCUAUAUACAACAACAAAAAAAAAAAAAAGAAGCCUUUCAAAAUACGUUUGCUUAAGUUCGAAUUUCUCGUUUUACAUUUGUUCAAUUUGAUUUUUAAUUAUAUUAAACAAUUUUUAAACACAUUCAAAGCUCCUCCUCUUACAUUCUGUCGUAAAAAUUAACGAGAAAUUCGAAACAAACGUAUUUUGAAAUAAAAGCCAUACAAAAAAAAAAUAAUUAAUUUUGCCUCGAAACAUUUGUUGUACUGCUAUUUGCCAGAAAACCAAUAUUCACAAGAUCUAUCAUUUAAACAAAUAUAUAUUAUAAAUACGUGUAUAAUUUAACCUUAUUUUUUAUCUAUUAACAUACGCAAAAAACAAUACAAAAAAAUUAAAAAAAAAAAAGGAAAACAAAAGUUGGAGCCAGUUUCGACACUAACAAUUAAAGUUUUAAGUUUCGCAUUUUCUAUCUAUAAAAUAAAUGUCAAACAGAAAAAAAUACA
Molecule: messenger RNA, 2296 nt
Organism: Drosophila obscura
Lineage: Eukaryota; Metazoa; Arthropoda; Insecta; Diptera; Drosophilidae
Gene: stai
Product: stathmin
Exons: 6
Coding region: 224-1432 (402 amino acids)
Biological process (GO): regulation of microtubule polymerization or depolymerization; neuron projection development; microtubule depolymerization
Cellular component (GO): neuron projection; cytoplasm
Molecular function (GO): tubulin binding
Source: RefSeq, a predicted model, not a curated record